AUGAAGGAUCAAGCCGGGGCAUGCCCAUUCGACGAAGAGCAGGAGCCGGCUGUUUGGAGUGAGGUACAGCAGCAGCAGCAGCAGCAGCAGCAGCAGCAGCAGCAGAAGCAGAACCAACUGCAGCUGGCGGGAAGGAUUCAGGCCUCGUUCUUCAUGUGGGAGGAAUCCUGCGGGAACGAGCUGCGUCAUUUGCCGUAA
Messenger RNA from Anthostomella pinea, 198 nucleotides. The record is from the annotation of a GenBank genome assembly. Lineage: Eukaryota; Fungi; Ascomycota; Sordariomycetes; Xylariales; Xylariaceae.